AUGUCUUUCGGCAAAAUCACCACAUGCCUCUGGUUUGAAGACCAAGGCGAGGCAGCAGCAAACCACUAUGUCUCGGCCUUUGCCCCAGAUUCCAAGAUCCUCUCCAUCCAGCGGUACACCCCCUCAGGCCAAGAUACCCAUGGUCAAGAACCCGGCAGAGUCAUGGUCGUCGAGUUUGAGCUCCGCGGCCGCUCCUUCGUGGCCCUCAACGGCGGUCCGGCCAAGUGGAAGUUCAGCGAAGCUAUGUCCCUGAUGAUCGACUGCAAGGAUCAGGACGAGGUUGAUCACUUCUGGGAGAAGCUGACUGAAGACGGCGAUGUGUCCCGUCAGCAGUGUGGAUGGUUGGCAGAUAAGUUUGGUGUUUCCUGGCAGGUUGUGCCAACGGCACUCAAGAACAUGAUGGCGUCUGAGGACAAGGCAGCGGCGGGGAGAGCUACUCAAGCCAUGAUGAAGAUGAAGAAAUUCGACAUUGGAGAGUUGGAAAAGGCAUUCAAUGGUUGA
This is a messenger RNA of Fusarium sp. VM40, 501 nucleotides long. The record is from the annotation of a GenBank genome assembly. NCBI's taxonomy places the organism in Eukaryota, Fungi, Ascomycota, Sordariomycetes, Hypocreales, Nectriaceae.